Molecule: messenger RNA, 1266 nt
Organism: Mycotypha africana
Lineage: Eukaryota; Fungi; Mucoromycota; Mucoromycetes; Mucorales; Mycotyphaceae
Exons: 2
Coding region: 1-1266 (421 amino acids)
Cellular component (GO): intracellular anatomical structure
Molecular function (GO): NADPH dehydrogenase activity; NADP binding; FMN binding
Source: RefSeq, a predicted model, not a curated record
AUGCCUGUCCCUUCACUUGCUUCAAAUUAUCAAAAACCAGCUGGCUUACCCGUUCAUGCGGAAGACGCCAAACAAGUCAAGCUUUUUCAACCGUAUCAAUGCAAAUCUGUCAAGAUGCAUAACCGUCUUGGGGUUUCGCCCAUGUGUAUGUAUAGUGCUGCUGAUGGCAUAUUGAACGAUUUCCAUAUUGCCCAUUACGGUUCAUUAGCUCUUAAAGGGCCUGGUCUUGUCAUGGUGGAAGCUUCUGCGGUGGUACCAGAGGGACGUAUCACACCUCAAGAUUCCGGUCUCUGGAACGAUGAUCAAAUGCGCGCACUUCAACGUGUCGUUGAGGUCAUUAAGUCCCAGGGUUCUGUUCCGGGUAUUCAAAUUGGUCAUGCUGGUCGGAAAGCCUCUACCUCACCUCCUUUUAAAGGCGAUUAUGUCGAAAAAGAAUCGAACGGAGGCUGGCCUAACAAUUGUAUGGCACCUUCCGCUAUCCCAUUUGCAUCCCAUUACCCAAAGCCGCACGAAAUGACUCUAGAGCAAAUUCAGGAUACAAUUCAAGCAUUUGCCGAUGCUGCUGUAAGAGCUGAUAAAGCUGAUGUUGAAGUUUUGGAAAUCCAUGCCGCUCAUGGAUAUUUGAUUAGCACCUUUUACUCUGCCAGUUCGAACCAGCGUACAGAUAAAUAUGGGGGUUCUUUCGAAAACAGAAUCCGAUUAUUGUUGGAGAUUGUACAAAGUGUGAAGAAAGUAUGGCCCGACGAUAAACCUUUAUGGGUGCGUUUAUCUUGUUCGGAUUAUACCAACCCAGAUCCCAUGGGCGAAAGUCCUGAGGGCUGGGACAUCUAUCAAUCGGUAGAACUAGCCAAAAAAUUGAAAUCAUUGGGUGUUGAUCUCAUUGAUUGUUCAAGUGGUGGCAUCAUUAAAGGUGUUAGAUAUCCUACUGAAAAGAUGUACCAAGUACAAUUUGCCGCGAAAAUCAAACGGGAUGCUGGUAUUGAUACCGCUGCGGUAGGCUUGAUUGUAGAAGGUCGAGAUGCUGAAGACAUCUUGCAGAAAAAGGAAGCAGAUUACAUUUUAGCAGGCCGUGAAUUUCUAAGAAAUAGCGCUUUCGUGUUGGUAGCUGCUCAGGCUCUGAAUGUUGAAAUUACUUGGCCACAACAAUACUCAUGGGCCGUGAAGAAAGCCCGUCGACAAGAUCUUUUGUGCAGUAUAUCUCUUGACAUUACCAUAUUUCCUGUUAUUUCUAUGAAGCUGUUAUGGGCAAGUCCUUUGUUCUCAUAA